UUGACAGCAGGUCCGUUUUUACCUCUUUGCUUUUCUUUAUUCCACCCUGCCUCGCUCUUUCUUUCUCUAUUUAAAACGCCUUAGCCUGCCGUAUGUGUGUAUUUAUUUAUUUAUGCAUCUUAUUUGAAAGUGUUUAGGUUUUUUACAUUUUAGUCGUUCCUCAAAUGAGAAGACGUAAAAGAUGGAGCUUCAUAUUUUAGAGCACAGCUUGAAAGUGGCGAGUAUAGAAAAAGAGGGGAUCCAGAUUUGCACUCACGGAUUAAUAAAACUCGCUUUCUUGGCCUCCAAAACAAGAUGCAAGUUCUUCAGUCUGACGGAGACUCCAGAGGACUACACCAUAAUCGUUGAUGAGGAAGGCUUUAAAGAGUUACCCCAGUCAGAGCACAUCAGUGUUGCUGAUGCCACGUGGUUGGCUCUUAACGUGGUGUCGGGAGGCGGCAACACCUCCAAUUCACAGCCCAUCGGAGUCACCAAAAUCGCCAAAUCAGUCAUCGCACCGCUGGCUGACCACAACAUCUCUGUCUUCAUGCUGUCCACAUAUCAAACGGACUUCAUUCUGGUUCGAGAGCGAGACCUGCCGAUGGUCAUGCACACGCUGUCUUCAGAGUUUACUUUGCUGCGGGUCGUCAAUGGAGAAACUGUGGCUGUUAACGAUCUGGGGGUCACCAACGGCUUUGUAAAGCCAAAACUCAUGCCACGCCCCAUCAUUCACCCUUUAUCUAGUCCCAGCAACAUGUUCUGUGUGACCAGCCUGGACCCAGACACACUGCCCUCUGUCGCCACCCUGCUCAUGGAUGUCAUGUUUUACUCUGGAGGGCCAAAGGAGCCUGGGGCCUCCGCCGAGGACUCCAACCACAUCCGCUUCUUCUCCUUCUCUCUGAUCGAGGGCUACAUCUCGCUGGUCAUGGACGAGCAGACAACUCAAAGGUUUCCAAACAACGUCCUCUUUACCAGUGCUUCUGGGGAGCUUUGGAAAAUGGUUCGCAUUGGAGGACAACCUUUAGGGUUUGAUGAGUGCGGCAUCGUGGCUCAGAUAUCAGAACCCCUGGCAACAGCUGACAUUCCUGCUUAUUACAUUAGUACCUUCAAGUUUGACCACGCACUGGUUCCCGAAGAAAACAUCCAAAGCGUGAUCGGAGCUCUGCGGACCAAGAGCACAGCACAGUGAAGGACAGACGGAGGAGAACGACCUUUUUUUCAAAGUCAAUUCAUUCAAAUGUUUAUCAUGUCCAAAAAGUGCCAAGAGCUUCUUAGCGGACUCCUGUGGAUCAGCUCUGAAGGAAGGGAUCUAACCACAAAGAGUGGGCGGCGUA
Cheilinus undulatus (humphead wrasse) is the source of this 1313-nucleotide messenger RNA. RefSeq names its product cytosolic arginine sensor for mTORC1 subunit 2 (gene castor2). NCBI's taxonomy places the organism in Eukaryota, Metazoa, Chordata, Actinopteri, Labriformes, Labridae. Gene Ontology annotation, biological process: cellular response to L-arginine; negative regulation of TORC1 signaling. Bases 182 to 1168 code for a protein of 328 amino acids. The transcript has 9 exons. Gene Ontology annotation, cellular component: cytosol. The record is from RefSeq and is a predicted model, not a curated record.